Aspergillus mulundensis is the source of this 1908-nucleotide messenger RNA. RefSeq lists its product as uncharacterized. The record is from RefSeq and is a predicted model, not a curated record. Bases 1 to 1908 code for a protein of 635 amino acids. The transcript is spliced from 3 exons. NCBI's taxonomy places the organism in Eukaryota, Fungi, Ascomycota, Eurotiomycetes, Eurotiales, Aspergillaceae.
AUGUCUACCCUCCUGCUACAAUCUCUAAUUGCGCCCAUCUUCCCCACCGAGCUUUCAUACGCGUCGCCGAAAAUCCAACCACACCCGACACCCUAUAUCCACCAGAGCCCCCAACCUACUCGCCUCCGACGAACAUAUGGCUCAUCCAGCGAUACCACACCAGUUCCCGACCAAGACGGACUCAUCGAGACAGACCUUAGAGCGGGCGGGCCAGACCUCUGCGACUUGCCAUGCGAGAUGAUCCUCCUGCUUCCAUGGCGCCCAGAACACGCGGGUCUCGAAUGGACGCAGACCUUCGAGAUCCACGCCGAGCUGGACGAGAUCUGCCGCAACGAAAACCUCCAGGCGAGCGAGAUCCGAUUCUGCGGGCGGCGGUCGAUAUAUGAGCCGAACCGCAAGCCCAUACUAACCCUGCUUGUCGUUGCAAGCCGCAGCGACGCAUCGCGAGCGACGUGGCGGACUGUUGCACGGAAAUUGCUCUACCACAUUAAGGGCAAGAAGAUGACCGACGAACCAAUUUCAGUCGAAAUCGUCGAUGAGAAGUUCGGAGAUUCUCCGGUGAUCCAUGCUUGUCUGCCGACCGAUGCCAUCUUCCCCAUCUGGAAGCAAAUUGCCCUGGAAAUCUUCAAUACCAUUGGGACUAGAGGCGUAUUCACGAUCGGGUGCUUCCGCAUCGGUAGCAAUAGCGACCGUCGGCAAUGCCCGCCGACCGUCCUCUUGGGUGUCGAUCGGUCCACCAGGCGCGACUGGAGGCGAGUGAGGGAGAAAGUUGUCGCCGUCCUUGACAGAUACGGACUUGACGAUGUUGCCGUGGCAAUUCACAAAGACAACCAGGUCACAGGUGGCGGUGACCCCAGUGACGAUGUAAUUACGCCUAAUGACUGUCGAAUUAACCCCAAGCUUGGCUCUAGCAUCGGUCUGGCUGGCAUGAAGGACGCACACGGAACGCUGGGCGGGUGGGUCGAACUGAGGAACCCUAAGAAUGGGGAAUGGCUGCCGUUUGCCCUAACCUGCUCGCACUGUUGUUUGCCCAAUGAUAGUGGGCUCUCCACAGGAGACCUAAAAGCUGUCCAAAAAUGGAAGCAGGAGGGUGUUCGGCCCGCCCAAGAUGAAAACAAGGCCCGCCUCCUGCCGGUAGACUCGCCAAGCAAAAGAGACAUCGAUAGCGCCAUCGAUAGGCUCACAACAAUCAUCAAGCAAAACGAGUCACAUCGUGUAUACCGGCAAGUCGAAGAGCUUCGAGCGAACGACGAGCUCGUUGUACCCUACCUCGAAAAGCUGAGGCAGCGUCUCGCCACAACAAUUGCGGAGUGUAGGCGGGGGCGCAAUGAGAUCAGAGAAUUCGCUCAGAGGCAUCCCGGAUUGAAACUUGGGACAGUGUUCGCCGCAUCUGGUCUACGAGAGGCACCCUCUGUCGACGACCCCCAGAAAUUCUCAAUCCGGGAUUGGGCCCUGGUCAAGGUUGGCCCCAGACGAGUCCCGGGAAACAACAAAGUCACGAUUCCAACUGAUGGUCCACGUGGUUUCGAUCAACUCACCGACUUUGGUAUGGAGCUUCCCGAGAUGGACGAGCCGCUCUAUAAAAUGGGUAGGGCAACAGGAUACACAGAGGGCAAGUACGGGAACCUCACCACAUGCAGGAUAGCUACUCGAUUUGUCAACGGAGAGCGAGUAACUUUCCCAACAUGGGAGCAUGUGAUUCUCCGCCCAGGUAGGGUGGCAUUCAAGGCGUCCGAUGCCGGAUCUCUUAUUUUCGACCGCGGCGGUUUGGUCCAGGGGAUGCUGUUCGGGGGAGCCGGCAACGGUGCAAUUGGGUACUUUACUGCAGCGCAAGACCUGCUCGCCGAUAUCAGGCACGUCACCGGUGUUCAGGAAAUCCGUCUGCGAGAUGUGGCAAAUGAGCCGUGA